ACGCCUCGGUCAGAGCAGAGAGCAUACAGAGAUAAAGUCAUCGAGCUUGAAUUGCAGCAGCUGAAAUUUCGGUUUACGCAGCGACACCAGCAGCGGGAUGGGCUCCAGCAGCUCCAGCAGGAACAAAAUCCCCAACGCCCAGGAGCUCAUGGACCAAACUGGAUUCUCGUCUGCUCAUCUCCUCCGUCUGUACGACAGGUUUGAGUGUCUGGACAGAGACAACAGAGGAUACCUCAGCCCUGACGAUUUUGAAGCAGUUGGAGGUUUGGCCAUGAACCCCAUCGGAGGCAGAAUCAUAGAUGCCUUUUUCUCUUCGGGGAUACUGUGGACUUUUCCUCCUUUGUCCGGAUUCUGGCUCAUUUCCGUCCAACUGACAGAAACCGAAACAAAGAAGGAACACAGCAAGAGCUCCCCAACAGCAGGACCAGGAAGCUCAAAUGUUCUGCGGGCGAUGCUGGGGCUGCAGGUGACGGAGGAGCAGCUGCAGAGCAUAGCUGAGCGAGCCAUUCAGGAGGCCGACCUCGACAAAGAUGAUGCCAUCUCCUUUGACGAGUUCAAAAAGUCACUGGAGAAAGUGGACAUUGAUACCAAGAUGAGUAUCGGCUUCCUGAAAUAAAGACACAACCUGCUAAGAAUUUACAUCAGCAUAAAGAUCCCAGUAAGGAACAUCUGCAGUUUGAGAUCAGCUCUUCAAACCAAACUGGAGAUCUGGUGGAUAAACUGCUGUUACUCCUGUGCACGCUGGGCUGGAGCUGGAUUUGUAGUGUUCAUCAGCGCUCCCGUGAGCCAGCAUGCACAAAAGCAGCACAGACCCUAAAUGCAGUGCAGUCACGCACCUGAACACACAUGCGACAUGUUAACAGUCUUAAUAAGGGAAAAAUAAAGUUUUCUUAAAACCUUUUAAUGGAUCGUUUUAUUUAACGUUAACAUGUUUGUUCAUCAGUGAUGUCAUGAAUCUAAAGGCAGAAUAUGUCAGUAAAUUUCUGAGCUCUAGCUUUGUGUGCAUUAAUAGACAUCUUUAUUCUCUCAGUUUCAUUUCAUAACACGUGUUUCUUUCUCUGCAACGUCACAUUUGGAAAAUGCACAAAGAUCUGUCAGCAUGAUUGGUUAGAUGAUAACCUUUCCCCUCUUUAAUAUCCUAAAAAAGGUAAACUGAAGUUAACUAAAGAAAAGCAAAAGUGUGAAAUUAAGUCAAACAUACAGGUAAAUGUGAUUAAUAAAAGUAAAAUGUAAAUGAACCACAAAGCGUUUUAAUUGAAACAGCAAAACCUAAUAAAUAAAUUGAUCUGUUGCGAAGUUCUGAGAACGAUUCCCUGUGGCGCCCUCUCUUGGACAUACUUGGUACUGCAGGGCCACACCGAUUCAGGAGACGUUUCAUUUGCAGCGUGAUUCUGAGGUGAUUCCAUGUUUCAGAAAACAGCACGAGCAUAACGAAGGA
Messenger RNA from Oreochromis niloticus (Nile tilapia), 1438 nucleotides. RefSeq names its product calcineurin-like EF-hand protein 2 (gene chp2). Gene Ontology annotation, molecular function: calcium ion binding. Lineage: Eukaryota; Metazoa; Chordata; Actinopteri; Cichliformes; Cichlidae. Bases 98 to 616 code for a protein of 172 amino acids. The transcript has 6 exons. The record is from RefSeq and is a predicted model, not a curated record.